UGCUUUCAUAUCAUAGUGGCUCAUUCCCUCAAGUUGGGUGCAAGGUAUAUAUAAGAGGUCUCAGGUCCUACUGUCUCCUCACUUCAUUUGGCCUGUCCAUCAUUUGCCCAAAGUUGGGAGAGCAAGAAUAACUGAGCUUUCUCUAAGAUGUCCUGCCAGCAAAACCAGCAGAAGUGCCAGAUUCCUGACAAGUGUCUCCCCAAAAUUCCACCCAAAUGCUCCCCUCAGGCCCCUGCAGCCCCUGCACCUUGCCCGGCUCCCUGCGUGCCCCCACCUGACUUGUCCUCAGCCUGUGUAGCCAGCUGCUCUAUUUCUGGCUUUGGAAGCAGUUGCUCUCUUCUGACUCGGAUCCCUGAUGUCACCCUGUCGGCUUCCGACUGCUGCGACAGCCAGCCCUCUGGAUGUCCCAGUAGUUGCCACGGCCCUGGACAUUGCAGCUGAGCCGGGAGCCAAAGACCCACAGCCCGGGACCUGCCUGGAUUUGGUGCUGUUGUCUCUCACUCUUAUCCUUGUUCUUCUGACUCCUCCUGAAUUAUGCUGCCUACCUGUGUGGGUGAUGGGCCCCUCUUUCUGCAGACAAUCUCAGACUUACUGACUUUGGCUCUGGUCCCAGAUCAAGAAUGCGCGAGAUCGCAGCACUUCCCAAAGCUUCAUUAGUAUGAAAAAUAAACCUCUU
Messenger RNA from Talpa occidentalis (Iberian mole), 676 nucleotides. It is a transcript of the gene LCE7A, whose product is annotated as late cornified envelope 7A. The transcript is spliced from 2 exons. NCBI's taxonomy places the organism in Eukaryota, Metazoa, Chordata, Mammalia, Eulipotyphla, Talpidae. The coding region runs from base 148 to 441 and encodes 97 amino acids. The record is from RefSeq and is a predicted model, not a curated record.